Lottia gigantea (owl limpet) is the source of this 1258-nucleotide messenger RNA. RefSeq lists its product as hypothetical. The record is from RefSeq and is a predicted model, not a curated record. The transcript has 5 exons. NCBI's taxonomy places the organism in Eukaryota, Metazoa, Mollusca, Gastropoda, Lottiidae. Gene Ontology annotation, cellular component: prefoldin complex. Gene Ontology annotation, biological process: protein folding. The coding region runs from base 293 to 691 and encodes 132 amino acids.
GGACUCACUCCACUAAAACAUUUUAUGCAAAUGAUUGAGACAUUGAGAAUUGGUCAGGCUUUCAUUCGACAUAUUGGAAAGCUUUCAACGAGAUUUCUGGAAAAAGUUAUAGAAGGUUGAAUUUCGUGUUUUAACAUGGGAAGAGAUGGCAAAUGAAUUAGUGGAAGAGUGAGUCCUUGAACAAGUGAACCAUUAUAGAUAACUCUCUAUGAAGUGAACUCAUUCACUAGUCCGUUCAUCAACAUUUAGACCUAGUCAUCUUAAAUUGAAUGUGAAAUAUAGAGAAUGAAUUAUGGCUAGUGUUAAGAAAGAAACAGAUAGAUUAAUAGACCAUCUCUCAGUUAUAGAAGAAGCUGCAGAAGAUAUUUUAAGUGAUAAACAACAGAUAAUAGAGUUUGAUUUAAGACGUAAUAAAACAAGAGAAGCUCUGAGGAGUUUACAGAAAUCAAACAAAGAAAAGAAAAGCUGGAUAUGUAUUGGUGGUAUGUUUAUUAAAAUGCCUAAAAAAACUGCAGUUAAAAUGUUAGAAAAAGAUUAUGAUGAAUUAGAAAAAGAAAUAAAUGAAACAAGAACAAAGUUAAAACCAAAAGUGAAUAAGUUACGAGAUCUACAAAAUGAAGAUGAUAUAAAAGGAUUUGGUUUAGAACCAUUGAGUCAAUCUGAAGUUAGGGCUGUAGAAAGAUUAUUAUGAUCUGUGAUGUAAUAAAUGUGUAUAUGGAACCCUUUGACUAUUCUUAUAAUUUGUUAAAUUGAAGUGACUUGAUACAGUUCUGAACAAUAAAAGUAUAAGCCACAAUGGUUUUUUUGAAUUAAUAUAUGCUCACAACCCUUACAAACCUUAUAAAAGGCAAGUAACAGAGCUAUAGGACUGUCAAGAAUGGUUGCAGUUUGUGUGGAUUGAAGAUUUUUAAAAGCAAUGAUAACAAUAGUUGUGUAAAAAUUUUGAGUAGGUCAACUCAAAAGUGACAAUAAAAUAUUAGUGCUUUCAAUGAAAUGGUAGGAACUAACAAAUGAUAUCUCUACUUUAUUUACAAGUUAUUUCUCCACUUUUGAGUCUAGGCAUCUGUGAACAUCUUAUACCUGAACUUUGAUGCAAUUACUAGAACAUUACAAGAGACAAAAUAUUUUUUUAAUGGAUAUUUUAUCAGGUACACAAAAAUAUUUUAUUUUGCAGUUUAUUAACAGUCUUAAUUGAUAACCAUGAUCACAUUGGCAUAAACCAUGUGUCAGCUUUCUUUAAAUAAAAUCCUGUAGUGUC